Molecule: messenger RNA, 1950 nt
Organism: Drosophila ficusphila
Lineage: Eukaryota; Metazoa; Arthropoda; Insecta; Diptera; Drosophilidae
Product: UNC93-like protein
Biological process (GO): regulation of muscle contraction; regulation of potassium ion transport
Cellular component (GO): plasma membrane; striated muscle dense body
Molecular function (GO): potassium channel regulator activity
Source: RefSeq, a predicted model, not a curated record
UUCACUUCGCUCCGAUCGGUUGAAAAUUGCCCUUCGAAAUUCAAAUUCCCAUUUCCCAUUUUUGGGCAACAAACCGAGUGUGUAAAAUCACUCGCAGUGAAUAUUUAUUGGGUGUAUAUAAUUAAACCGCAGGGCUUGCCGAGCUGACCCCCAGUCCCCGGUCCCCAAUCCCCGACCCCUUUUAGCUGGACAUGGUUUACCCGGGCGACACGUCAGACGCCAACAACGAGGAGCUGGCGCUGGAGAACAGUGUUGCACAUGCCAAUUCCAAUGGCACAACAGCCACUCCGAGCGGCAACGGCGACAACAACGACAACAACAAACUCAAUCAGCGGCAAUACGAGCCGCGCGAGCGCUUCAUUAUCACCAAAAACGUGGUGGUGAUAGGCCUGGCCUUCAUGAUUCACUUCACGGCCUUCCACGGCACCUCGAAUCUGCAGAGCUCGGUGAACGCGGACAAAGCCCUCGGCACCACCACGCUGGCCGUCAUCUACGGCUCGCUGAUACUGUCCAACAUAUUCCUGCCGAUGACCGUGAUAAGUUGGUUCGGCUGUCGGUUGACCAUGGCUCUGGCCCUCUUCGCCUACAUGCCCUACAUCGCCGCGCAGUUCUACCCGCGGUUCGAGACCCUCAUCCCCGCGGCUCUGAUGGUCGGAUUUGGCGGAGGGCCGCUGUGGUGCUCCAAGUGCACCUACCUCUCCACCGUGUCGGAGGCACUCACCCAGGUGCGGGGCAACAAGUCGCGGAAGGACGUCAACACGGUCAAGUUCUUCGGGCUCUUCUUCAUCUUCUACCAGAUGGCCCAGGUGUGGGGCAACCUGAUCUCCUCCUCCGUGCUGACCCUCAGUGCUCCAGCCUCGCAAUCUCCGGCGAACGACAGCCUCCAGCUGGAAAGGGAGUUGGAACUGGAGAGAAGCCGCGUUGCCGAGCUGUGCGGCUCUCGCUUUUGUCCAGGGGUUGGAGCCGAGGCCAAUCCCAACCUGGUGCCCCCCGCCCCCGAGCAAAUCCAGUUGCUCAACUCCAUCUUCCUCACCUGCAUGGCGGCGGCGGUCAUCAUGAUGAUCUUCGGCGUCAGCUCCCUCAAGCGCUAUGGAGUGAAGCGCGGCGAUACUGGCGAUGGAAUGUCCGGGUUAAAACUGCUCACUGUGACCAUAAACCUGUUGCGCAAGCGCCGCCAGAUUCUGAUGCUGCCCAUAACGAUGUUCAUUGGCUUGGAGGAGGCCUUCCUGGCCGUGGACUUCACUCGAUCGUUCGUGGCCUGCGGAUGGGGCAUCUCCAGGAUCGGGUUCGCCAUGAUCUGCUUUGGAGUUGCGAACGCAGUGGCCGCUGGAAUCGCAGGAGCGCUGGUGGAGCGCUUCGGGAGAGUCACCCUGGCCGGAAUUUGUGCGGUGGUGAACCUCUGCCUGCUCAGCUACAUGUACACCUGGGAAGCGAGGGAAGGGGAUUACUUGAGCUACUGCACUUUUGCCGCAAUUUGGGGAAUCUGCGAUGGAGUUUGGCUGGUCGUCGUUAAUGCAUUUUAUGGCAUUCUGUUUCCGAACCAUCUGAUUGCCGCUUAUAGCAACUUUCGGCUGUGGGAAAGCACUGGUUCGGUUAUCGGAUACGUCAUAAGCUCGCAGCUUUGCACCUCCACCAAAUUGGUGAUUUUAAUGGCCGUUAUGUUGGUGGGCUGCGUGGGAUAUGGCCUCAUCGAAUACCGCGUUUGGCAAAAGCAAAAGAACCUGGAGGCCAUGCUAAGUGAUUAAUCAAAUUAUGAAAGUAAUCCAAUUUCUUGCCAUUAUAUUUGAGCCCUGUUUCCACAAACCUUUUCAAUCGAGUAUUUAAUGUUUAUUUCGAUUGAAUUCUAAAACGGAAACAGAGAUUGUCGCCUUUUGUGAUAUUGCGAACUACUUUUAAGAAUCGGUUGUGCUAAGAAACUCUCGUUGUUAAAUAAAACCAAGUUCGUUUUAA